AUGAUCCAAACAAAAAAACCAAGCGGCAAGCGGCAACAGAUUGUCUGGCGUCUUGAAUGUGAGCUGGGUAUCAUUUCCGAUAGCGACUGUCCUAUUGAUGGAGGCUGGUCUGCCUGGAGCUCAUGGUCUUCAUGUCAAGGCCCUUGUGACGACGUUGGACACCGCCACCGAACAAGAGAAUGUAUUAACCCGCCACCUUCUCAAGAUGGUACACCAUGUAGUGGGCCAGACGAACAAACAGAUGUCUGUUACCUCACAAACUGCACUGUUAAUGAUUUUCGCGAACUGGUCAAAGGUGACUCGGCUAGAAUGGAGGCGCUAAAUCAACUUGAAGCUGUCCCUGCCUUAAUGGAACGCUGCUUACAAAUGGAAUGCCCCUUUGAAGCAAUUGAGGCCGCUCUAGCUUUUGAUAAUACGUGGCAACUUAAUUCAGAGUCCUUGUGGAACUCGUUACAAUGUGUGAAGCGUAACCUGGGCUGUCCUGUGAUGGGCGAGUGGGGAACGUGGGGUUCCUGGUCUUCUUGCGGUGCUCGAUGUGGACGCGGUUUAAAGUGGAGAUUACGGAGAUGUGAUACGCCAGCACCUUCGGAUGCGCGUCUUGCUUGCGCUGGCUCUCCUCUUAUAGCAGAUGUUUGCGUAGGAGAUCAAUGUGCUAUUACCAGCAAAGAUUCUGGAGGAAGUUGGGGUGAGUGGAGCUCUUGGUCGUCGUGCUCAGAAAAAUGUGGAGCCGGAGUAAGACGCCGAAGAAGAGUUUGUCAUGAAACUGACACUCUUCCGGCUUCCGGAACGUGGGGUACACACUGUCGGGGACAACACGAUCAGUUAGAGGUUUGUGAAAAUGGCUUUUGUUCGCUGGAUGGUGGAUGGUCUGGAUGGGGGAGCUGGGGACCUUGCUCACAAACCUGCGGAGCUGGCAGACGGGCUAGAACAAGGACCUGUACUAGACCAAUUCCACAUGGCAAAGGAUCGACUUGUGUUGGCCCUAAAACUGAAGUUGGCUCCUGUCAUUUCUAUCCUUGUGAAAUAUAUUCUCAUACAGUUGCCAUAUUUCAUGGCGAAUCAUCUCUUCAUUAUAACCUCGAAAAUAAGCGUGCUACACUUUAUCAAUUCUAUAUGAGAUUUAUGCCCUUGUCACCGCAUGGAACAUUGGUCCGUAGAGAUGCAGGUCAAAAUUCUUUCGUUCGACUAAGCUUACAGAAAUGGCAUGUUUGUCUAGAUGCGUGUGGUUCUAGUCGGUCGUGUUGUCUGCCUAGGACUUGCUCACACACAAACUUCGAACCAGCAACGUGGCACACAGCUCUACUGGCUGUUACGGGUGAAGGAGCUGUGUUGAGGCUCAAUGAAGCCGUCGUACCAUUAAAAGUCGCUUGGCCUUGCGACCCAGAUUUGCCUGAUGAUAAAAUGAAAAUUUUUGUAGGAGAAAGAUUUCACGGACAAAUUCAGGAAUUAAUUUUAAAUUUUAUACCCUUAAAUAUGAUCAUAAGCCGCAAUCAGAGAUCUAGAAAAAGCGAUUUUCAUCCUAUUGCAGCUUCAAAUAUUGCAUAUGAAAAGGCGAAUACGGAAGAAGCAUACAUGCAUAUCAACAAUGAUCAGUAUUUACGUCUACCCUGUUUCCUAGAUCAACAGAGCUGGCGCCUGGAACUAACUUUAAAAACCAAAAAAGAAGCGGGGACAAUUUUAUUUCUGAGAACUGAUAGAAGCACCAAUUGGUUACAUUUAUAUUUGCAAAAUAUGAGAUUGAAGAUGAAGUUAGCCCUUGGUAAUUUUCGAACAGAGAGCAGCAGUACAUCGGAUUGCGCAUCAGAACAAUGGCUCAAUGUUACUAUUUCCAAAAAACAAGAUACAAACGCAAUAGAAGCUUGUAUCAAUGCAGGAGAACGAUUACAUGUAUUGUUCGAAGAAGUUGCUCGUAAAAGACGUGAUUCGUUAAAAAGCACAACUCCAACCAGGGACCCAGUCAAUAUGUCUACAUCAAUCUCAAGUAAGUCAACAAUAAAACCAGAAAAUAUUGAUGGUCAAAUACAAGACCUCCCAUUUUCGUUGUGCUCUGACGAAUUUUUCAUCGGUGGGAUACCAAAUAACUUAAUAAGCCAUCUUAACGAGGAAGUUGUUCCGUUUUAUGGAGUUAUAGCUUCUAUCAGGGAAAAUGGGGUCCUAUUAGAUUUACAUGGUUGUAAUAUGGAGAGAUAUAAGGAAGACAAAAUUCAAGUGUCCUCAAGAUCAGCAAGUGUAUCUGGAUCUUACCACGAAACAGCGUGGGGUAAGUCUAACAGGCUGAACUUGACGUGCCUUCAUGCAAGAACAUCUCGGUCUCCACACGAAGCUAGCUGGUUGUACUUAGACACAGCUAUGGAUACAAGUGCUUUAAAAGAAAAAACUGUGAGAUCAGUUAACGAUGGACGAGUUCUGAGACUCGUAGCUACAGCUGAUCACGAUCUAAGAGGUUUCUACACAUGUCGUGCGCACAGCAACAGACGUACUCAGAACAUCGUUACUUAUGGUGUUUUAGGCAAGAUUCAAUAUAAAUUAACUGGCCCUGACACGACCACAGCAAUCGCUGUUGUCACAACUCUAGUUCUCGUAAUAAGCACACUAACUUGGCUUGUCAUUGAAUGUAUUCAUGAUGUUAGGAGCGGUUAUGGUUUCUUUAGAGAUGCGCAUCUGUCUCCAAAGGAAGAAGCUGAAGCGGUGUGUGAAUACAUUGACCUCAACAUAAACUUACUGAGUUCGAAGAGCGAUGCUAAAGUGGCUAAGGCUCGAGCGAGGAAGAGAGGUAGACAGCUAGUGAGCCGAUCAAAUUUCGCUGCUCAAGAGCCGCAAGGAUUAAUGCAGGAAAGCCUACAUCCGGAGCAAAGUGACAAUACGUUGAGUGAGCCCGAGGGGUUACCGGCAUUACCUGAAGUGAAAAGCUCUAGACCUGAACCAUUGCACAACGUGUAUAGCAGUGUGUAUAGGGUAGAACCAUGUUACGCGAGUUCGCCUCGCCCAGAUUCGACAUCGACCCCAAAACUGAGAGCGACGUCAACAUCAUCAUUCGAGUUAGUUUCCCCAAGAGUACUUUGCUCACGUCUUCUAAUGCACAAACGCACAUCAUCCAAAGAAAGUUUCUAUUCCAAGAAGAGUUCGGCUCGCGGCGGAUUUACAACACUUCGUAAGAAGAAGGGAAGUCUGGUGACUAUAAAGUCUUCUGUCUUUGUUGCCCAAACUCCUGCUCAAAAGAUUCUGCAAAGGUUUCAAAACCUAAAAGGCGAGGAUAAUUAA
Molecule: messenger RNA, 3261 nt
Organism: Spodoptera littoralis (African cotton leafworm)
Lineage: Eukaryota; Metazoa; Arthropoda; Insecta; Lepidoptera; Noctuidae
Source: the annotation of a GenBank genome assembly